AGUUCCGAGCAUUUUCUAGGUAUUGUACAAUGACCAAUCCGACCAAAGAAGAAUUUUUUGACAGUAUUGUCUCGGAAGAAGAGACCUAUCAUUCAUCAUCAGAGAAGGACAGUGUCAGUGGUGCACAGAAAUAUUCAUAUACUCUUGGAAGCAGUUUAGUUAAUCAGACUGAUGUGGAUGUGGGCCAUAUGGACACUGUUGAAAAUGCCAGCAAAUGUAGGAUCAAUAUGCAUGAAGAGCUGUUUGUAAAACUUGAUAACACGCAAACUGAAAGGUCUGAAUGCGAAUACAAAUAUAGUAAUAUGGAGCACUGUCAAUCAAGGCAACAUGUUAUGACACUUCCACAGUGUUCUGACACUAUUUCUGACAAUGUGAUGAAGGAGGGACAACAGCAUGCAGAACGACACAAGUCUGAUAAUGGUUGUCAAUGCGCAGAUACAUGGCGGGCAGGUCAAGAUGAACAUAGAGAUCUUCAUUCUGCAAAAAGACUAAAUAAGUCAUCACAGCAUACCAGAGAUAACCCAACUCAGUACAAGGAAAAAGCACAGCUUCAUGCAAAUAACAUGGAGCCCUCUCAGCAUUCUGUGUCCUCUAGAUCUGUGACAUCAGGAGGGGACAACGCUGUUCCAUCUUGCUCUAGGGUGGGACACACCCCUCUCUGUACAUCAUCACCACGGAAACAUAGCAGCGGUAUGUGCUUCUCAGAACAGAGCCAUAACACAAGCCUGCAAAGUGAGGGCCCAGUGUGCAGGAUCUGCCACGAGGGUGAUGUAUCUGGUGGCGGAAUGCUUAUCUCCCCCUGCCACUGCACAGGCUCACUGGGCCUCAUACACGUAGGCUGCCUGCAGACCUGGCUGGGCUCCUCCAACAAGACACAGUGUGAGAUCUGCCACUUCCAGUUCUCCAUGCUGCGGAGGCGGAAACCUCUCAGAGAGUUCCUACGAAACCCAGGCACUGCCAUCGACAGAAGGAAUCUGCGCAUUGAUCUAAUAGCCUUCAUCUUUAUCACACCCUUCACCAUCGCCACAACCUGGUUGUGCAUUGCAGGUGUAUUGCAGUACUACCGUCAUCCAGACGCCACGGCAGAGCGGGCUGGUCUCAUUACUCUAGCUGUUACACUGAUCUUACUCUACACCAUCUGGGUCACGAUUUCAGCGAGGCACAACUGGCGCCUGUGGCAGGAGUGGAAGUUGUAUAACCAGGAAGUGACAUUGCUGUGCGAACCAGAGGCAAGCAAGGGUAGCCAGGUUCAAACAAAUGCCAGUGUGCAAAAAAUAAAAAUUAGUGUUUCACAGCCUACUGACAAGCAGUCCCGCCACUCAAUAUCUAGAAGAAGUGAAGGUCAAGGCCUGGCAGAUUCCAGUUCAGAGAGGAGCAGGGGUCGAAGUUCGAGGGCAAGCCAUGAAAUCCAUGUGCAGGCCAAGGUCACUGCUGAGGAGGUCAAGGGUAAGACACUUCAAAGGAACAAUGUGCAGUCCUCAGACCAUAAAAAUGUGUCAAAGCCUUCUGCUGGUAAAAGCUUGAAGGAGCAAAAUAAUCAGCUAGUUCAUUACGUGAACAAUGACAUUCACAUGCCCGAUCAUCUGUACCACAACAUGUACCGCCAAGAACAAUCUGAACACGGCAAGGAACACAGAGAGCAGGAACAGAAUUAUGGCCCAUACAAACAUGACAAUGAUCUGCUCAUACAACAGUAUUUGGACAACAUCACAGAAGCAAAUGAAGAUCACAGUAUCAAUGUAGAUGAAUAUGGCAAUAAGAAGAGUGGUGCCAUAUUUAGCCGCGGUAGUAGCCCACCUGAGGCAGGUGCUGCGCGGGCUAGCACUAGCUACACUAACAGGUGGCUUGAGCGACAGACGGACAGUACAGGCGGUGAGAGAGGCAGCUUAUGUUCUGAGUGUAACAGCUCAAGGAACGUCUGCCAGUACCAUCGAAGAGAGAACCCAGAACAUCUCAUAUAGGAACAUGCAUUUAAUUGUGGGUACAACAUUAUUCAACAUUUUUAACAGGUUAAAGCAGGCAAUAUUUAAUGUACUUUGUCUCGAACAAUACUUUGUUUUGUUUUUGUGAAUGUAUUACACUGUGAUAUGGUUGUAUAUGCUUGCUAUGUGGCUGUUCUUAGAUUUAUUGGUUAACAUUUGUUUAGCAACAUAAGUUCAACUGUUAUUGUUUACUGCUUGUUAUUGAGUGUUUAAAGCUAUUUUAUUGAUCAACUUAUUCACUCCUGUUUAACACUCUCUUCAAUAUAAAAUGCAUGCAUACCGUAUAUUUCUAUGAAAUUUAUUAAUUAAACACUUUUUGUCUGGUUACACAUUUCUGGUGAUACCUAUUGAAUGUUUACACCAUGAAGUGAACAGCAUCAUCCAGAAAUUGGUCCUAUGCAUCAGAGCAGUCUGGUCAGGGGCUCCCCUCUCCACUAAAAAGUGACUCAUGGUACCAUGGAAAGAGUUGCUCCUGACCAAAUGGGCAAUGGGCAGACUGGUCUAUAGCGUAGCUGCCAGCUUUUGGCAUAAGACCCAUUUUUUCAGGACAUGGCUCACAUUUUCUGAAUUGAAAACUAAGUUUCAACUUCUUGAACUGUAAGAUUGCUUGUUUAUCAUUUCCAAUUGUUCUGUUUUAUUAAAUUUACAAUAAGGCAAUCCUUAACAAAAAGUUAUUUGGGGAAAACCCGACUGACUAACUAAAUGGCCCAAUUUUUAUGCUCCCCUUCAAUGAAGAGGGGGUAUAUUAUUUUGCUGAAUAACAGUCUGUGGGUAGACCAGUUUGUUUCAGAUCAAUAAGUCGUCAACGAAUUGACCGAUUGGUUUGAUACUUCACAUGUGCAUUGGCCUUGAACAGUAAAUGACCUCUAUAGAAAUUGGGGUCACUAGGUCAAAGUCACUGUCACAAUAAGUGUGAAAAUCAUUUCCUAUCCGUAACUCAUCAACAAAUUGACUGAUUGGCUUCAUACGUCACAUGUGCAUUGGCCUUGGACAGUAGAAGACCCCUAUUGAAAUUGAGGUCAAAGGUCAAGGUCACAAUAAGUGUGAUCAAUAACUCAUUAACAAAUUGACUGAUUGGCUUGAUAUUUCCUAUGUGCAUAGACCUUGGACAGUAGAUGACCCCUAUUGAAAUAUUGGUCACUUGGUCUGUUGCGCAAUGAUGUGAAAAUCGUUUCUGAUCAAUAACUCAUCAACGAAUUGACUGUUUGGCUUGAUACUUCACAUUUGCAUUGACCUUUGACAGAAAAAGACCCCUAUUGAAUUUGGGGUCACUAGGUCAAAAGUCACUGUCACAGUAAGUGUGAAAAUUGUUUCCGAUCAAUAACUCUUCAACAAAUUGACUGAUUGGCUUGAUACUUCCCAUGUGAAUUGGCCUUAGACAGUAGAUGACUGUUUUUGAAAUAAGGGUCACUAGAUCAAAGGUCACUGUCACAAUAAGUGGGAAAAUCGUUUCUGAUCAAUAACACCUCAAAGUAUCAACCAAUUGGUUUGAUACUUCCCAUGAGCAUUGACCUUGGACAGUAGAUGACCCCUAUUCAAAGCCCUGUUUGGGGGGCAUAAGUCUCCAAUCGCGGAACUUUUGUUUUUAUUGACGUGCAUCACAAAAUAAUCAAGAGUUUUCUGUGGUUAACGCGCUCAUUUUUCGUGUUCUAGUCAAAGUUUCUGGCUUGUUGUUUUUUCUAAACCAAACUGUAUAAUCGACAAUUUCUUUUAUCUGUCAAGUUUGUAAUUUGAAAAUAUCCUACGAAACUAAUGUAUAGGCCCUAAGUUUGAGUGGAAAUUAUUAACUCAAAAUUGACCUUCAUGGUCACCUAGUUUGAGUUAGGCAAACAAAAAUGAAGUUGUACAAUCUAUAAAUUAGUGCAUCACAUUGGCUCAAUUUAUUUUUAAGAUCUUGUCUGGAUAAAAGAUAUUAACAUAUUUAAUUUCAUUACAAUAACUAAAAUUACACAUGAGCAAAAACAAUUAUCAUAAACCGGUAUUUACUAAACAUGACCCUACCCUCCUCCCACCUCAUAUGCAAUCAAAAGCUAGGUCAAGUUACUAGGUAUAAAUUCAUAAAGUUUCACUACAAUUCAUUUAGGUAUCGGAAAUUCAAAUGAAUCAAUUUUCCUUUUAUUAGUAACAAUUACAUAAAACUUGAGCCAACCCAGCAAUAUGCAAUCUAAGGUGCGUUCUUUCAAGGUAUAUACUUAUUUAGUUUUAGGAAUUUAAGUUGGAUGAGCUGUAACAUGUCUGUUUGCUUCUAUGAAAUAUUUCAAAUGGUUAAAGGACCUUAAUUAUGUAAUUCCUGAGAAAUUAGCCAACUGAAAAUCUAAAACCUGCCUAUUACAUAUAUGCAUAUGUUUUAAGUACAAAAAUGUCUUUAAUUUUAAAUUGAAAAUCAGAUUUACCUACAGUAGAAACCCCAUGGCUCGAACUGUAUUUUGCCUAUGGUUUUAUUUUAAUUUAGAUCAUACAAACUUAAAGUUUUAAUGUAAUCACUCUUCCAUUCCUGAGAAACCAGAUUACUGGAAAACUUUAACCUGUCUUUAUAACCAGUCUUAAUAGAGCAUAUGCACAUUUCUAAGUUUAAAAAAUGGCCCCUUCUUUGACAAAUUUCAAACUUAACAUACCAAACUUGGCCACCUUAGCCAGCGGCUUAGGGGUCAUUUUAUUAUUGUAAACAACUGUUCAUGUUUGAAUUAAAGUCUCUAUAACGCUCAAAAUCAACGAAAAUUUCGUAAAGUAUUUCAAAAAUAAAGUUAACACCUUAACAAUCAGUGUUCCUUAUAGCAAUAGCCACAAUUUCAACGCUGGAUGUUUGUAGAUACAAAAUGCUCGUUUUAUUUAUUUGUGACCACAAUUAAUUCCAUUUUAAUUUUCCGCGAAUAUAUCUAUUCAUACGACACACGAACACCAUGUAAGUGUUCAUGUGUCGUAUGAAUAGAUAUCAUUGCAGGAAAUUAAAAUGGAAAAACAACGAGCAUUUUGUAUCUAUAAACAUCUAUUUUACCAGACCACAUCUGGCGUUGAAAUUUUGGCAAUUGCCAUAAGGAACCUGAUUUUUAAUUGGUUAAGUUUAUUUUACGCAAUAUUGUACGAAAUGUUCGUUGAUUUUGAGUAGUAAUGUUACUUUAAAUCCCUCAAGCCAAUCCUGAGGAACUAGCUUAAUGAAAAAGUUCAUAAAAAACACAGAAGGAUAGAGGACAAUCUAUAUGCCCUUCCCCACCCCCACAUCAUGAUUUGAUGGCAUAAAGGAAUUCACCUACCUAUGUAUCCUCAUGCCCUGCUAUGGAUUGCAAUAUCCCAACAAACAUUUUGAUAAGGAAGAUCCAGCUUAAGAAUGGUUGAAGUGUUGGAUCUGCUUACUAUGUUUACUUGUUGUACUAUGUUUAUUUAUGAUAAUUGAUAUUUAACUGUGAUCAGAUAUACCUUAAUGCCUUUUGAUUUGUUAGGAAUAAACUGUUUUUGUUGU
Messenger RNA from Dreissena polymorpha, 5439 nucleotides. RefSeq lists its product as uncharacterized. Bases 30 to 1961 code for a protein of 643 amino acids. The transcript has 10 exons. Gene Ontology annotation, molecular function: ubiquitin-protein transferase activity; zinc ion binding. The record is from RefSeq and is a predicted model, not a curated record. NCBI's taxonomy places the organism in Eukaryota, Metazoa, Mollusca, Bivalvia, Myida, Dreissenidae. Gene Ontology annotation, biological process: protein ubiquitination.